Seminavis robusta is the source of this 2156-nucleotide messenger RNA. The record is from the annotation of a GenBank genome assembly. NCBI's taxonomy places the organism in Eukaryota, Bacillariophyta, Bacillariophyceae, Naviculales, Naviculaceae.
CACCGAUGAAAAGCGUUGGUCGGCACCAAUCUGAAACUUUGUUUUCUUCAUCAUGGGAGCACUCCCCACGGCCACGAAAUGGACCUUGACUUUUUCUUCCGCUGCUGGAUUGCCCUGACCAUUGGUGUUGGCAUUCUCCGAAGAUGGAUCACUCAUGGCUCCGUUUUAAUUUUCAGUUGUCGAGUCGACGACAAAGAUGAUCGAUCACGAUACGACGGCGGUUUAGUCAGAGACAACAAGCAAUAAGAAAGUGGUGGGGUGGAUGAUGCUCAAUGGUCAAGGCCUUGAGUCGUGCGUGUACUCCUUUGCAUAUCCCGAACCUUUUAACUGGCCCUACCGGCUCGCGGCAGGUGCUCCAUGGCGACAAACAACCCAGGCGCCACAACCAUCUGCAUGGUCGCCACACAGCAAACCCACCAGCCAGUCGCAUCAUUGCAUUGAGAUAUUGAGCCAUUGAACCAUUGAACCAUUGAACCAAAGAGACCGCAUAGGACGAGGAGUGGGCAUUGCGUAUAUCAAUAUGAAGUUGUUGGUGAAGACUCUCAAGGGAGAGAAGUUCCACGUCGAGUGUGAACCAACCCAUGUUGUAUCGGAAGUCAAAGCCAUUGUGGAAAAGGCCAAGCCUGAGCUCGCGGGAUCCACCAUGAAAUUGAUUCACUCUGGACGUGUUCUGAAGGAUGAUUCCAAAGUGGAGGAAUGCAACAUCAAACCCACCGAUUUUCUUGUCGUCAUGGUGACAAAGGCCAAAAAACCAGCAGCUGCUCCUGCCGCUGCGGCUCCUGCCCCUGCAGCGGAACCAAAAACACCAGCUCCGGCAACUGCUCCUGCUGCUGCCACCACGACAACCACCACCACAGCUAGUACCGCGACAACUCCCGCAGCAUCUUCGUCUACGGAGACUCCUGCUGCUCCUGCUCGACCUUCGGGCGCCAGCGAAUUUCCCGACGAAGUUGUUUCCAAUCUUACUGGCAUGGGAUUUCCAGAGGCUGAAGUUCGUCAUUGCUUGCGAGCUGCCAAUGGAAAUCCAGAUAUUGCCAUGGAAUUCUUGACCAAUGGAAUUCCCCCGGGUGUUGAAGCGGCUGCAUCGGGGGCACCCUCUCCAGUCGCCAAUGCUGGAUCGGGGGCUGCUGGAGGCCUCGAGUCAUUCCGAAAUCACCCCCAAAUCAAUCAGCUUCGUCGAUUGGUCCAGACCAAUCCACACAUGCUCCAGACCGUCCUUGCCCAGAUUGGCCAACAACAACCCGACUUGCUACAGGCAAUCAACCAAAACCAGGCGGCAUUCUUGGCCAUGAUGAAUGAACCUGUCACGGAUGCUCCAGCACCCGCUGCCAAUUCGGGAUCCUCUUCUGGAGCCUCUUCCGCGGGGGCAGGAGCUGGCGGCCCUGCAGGCAUGCUGGAAGGAAUGGCCAAUCCCGCCCAGAUGGCACAGAUGAUUCAAAGUAUGAGUCCUGCAGAACUCAACCAAAUGGCUGCCAUGAUGGGUCUCUCGGCUGACCAACUUCGGCAGACGGCUCAAAUGCUAGGACAAAUCCCACCCGAACAACUACAACAGUAUAUGAUGCAGGCCAUGGGUGGUGGCGGCAUGGGCGACAUGGCAGGCCUCAUGGGCGCUGCUGGAGCUGGUGAGGGUGGACCCCAAGUGCUGCGGUUGAAUGAAGAAGAAAUGGCAGCUGUGAACCGCCUCACCGAAAUGGGAUUUGAUCGUGCCGAAGCAGCCCAAGCAUUUCUCGCCUGUGACAAAAACGAAGCACUGGCUGCCAACUUGUUGAUGGAUGGAGGCUUUGGAUUUGGGGGCGAUAGUGGUGCGGGUUCCGGUGGAAGCAACGGUAACAGCAACAACAAUGGAGGAAGUGGCGACAAUGACGACGAUGCCAUGUAUGAUUAGGCAAGGGUCGAUCGAAAAACAGCAAAUCAAUUUCACCUAUCAACAAUUCAUCUUGCGCUUCGAUUUGAGCUUGGAACGAGAGCUUGACCGCGUCGUCUCGUCUGGUUGGUAAACUAGCUCUUUGCUACCGGCCUUCGAUGUGGCUUUUGAGACCUAUAGUUCUGCCACUGCCUUUUUUGCUUGGUCGUGACCUACUUUAUUGAAUUUCACCCACCCACAAUAACUAAUAAACUCUUAUAAAUAGCUUGCUUGUCUCCGCAUCGGUGAAUUA